Molecule: messenger RNA, 1006 nt
Organism: Tachyglossus aculeatus (Australian echidna)
Lineage: Eukaryota; Metazoa; Chordata; Mammalia; Monotremata; Tachyglossidae
Gene: MCEE
Product: methylmalonyl-CoA epimerase
Exons: 4
Coding region: 206-745 (179 amino acids)
Biological process (GO): L-methylmalonyl-CoA metabolic process
Cellular component (GO): mitochondrion
Molecular function (GO): methylmalonyl-CoA epimerase activity
Source: RefSeq, a predicted model, not a curated record
UGGCGCAGGCGGUGCGGGCCCUGGCGGCGGGGACAGCAGGAGGGAGCGAAGCCUAAAAUUGAACCCGUUGCGUUCCAAGCAGAAUUAUUUGUGAAGGACAGAGCCGAGCAGUCACGCCCUGCGUUCUUUAUUCAGCCCGUCUGAAUCGAUUUCGUCGUUGCAGAAGCGGUGGAUUCACCGGUGCUUCACCCAAGUUCUGGCGGGGAUGAAGGACAAGAGUUCUCAGAAAGGAUGGGUAGAAAGGAGGAGUUUAUCUGGGUUUUUCCGCAGAGGGCGGACCCUGGGAGCGAGAGCUCUGUCGGGGUCCCGGUCUUCAACCCCGAAUGUCCCCGGAGCCCCGUGGACCUUGGGCCGACUCAAUCACGUGGCCAUCGCGGUCCCCGAUUUGGAGCAGGCCCGGUCGUUUUACAGGGACACGUUGGGGGCUCGGGUCAGCGAGGCGGCCCCGCUCCCCGAACACGGCGUCUCCGUGGUCUUCGUGGAGCUGGGGAACACCAAGCUGGAGCUGCUGCAUCCCCUGGGAAAGGACAGUCCAGUUGCGGGCUUUCUGCAGAAAAAUAAGGUCGGAGGAAUGCACCACGUCUGCAUCGAGGUGGAUGAUAUCGAAGGAGCCGUGGCAGAUCUGAAGAGAAAAAAGAUCCGCACGCUGAGCGAAGAGGCCAAAAUCGGGGCCCACGGAAAACCAGUGAUUUUUCUCCACCCUAAAGACUGUGGCGGGGUUCUUGUGGAACUUGAGCAGGCGUGAGAAAUGGUUGCCGAGACAAAAUAAAUUCAGUAGGCUCGAUGAGUGGUAGCAGAAUUAUAAAAUGACUUUCGGACAUUGAUAAAAGUCUCUUCAAAAUUACUUUCGGAAGCGCACCACGGGCAUUCUCUAGGUCGAAAGGAGAUUAAGAGAAAAACCACGUUAUCCGAUUUGCACUGAUUCCUCAUCGUUGGUAAAUUAUCGAUUACCCAAAUCUUAGGGCUUGCAAACAAUCUGUACCGCAAUAAACUAUUUUCCCUUCAA